AAGAAAAAAACCGAACCACCUCCCCUCUCAACGAAGGCGAGAAACCAGCGAGGCACCACCCUCCUCUUUAAGAUCCGAUCUCCUCCCCUCCUACUCCUCCUCCUCCUCACGUUCCCCCAUCUCCGAAUCCCGCCGCCGCCGCCGCCGCCGCCGACCAUGCCUCCGGCGAUCCCGACGGCCACAAUGCCGGCCUCCCCCAAGGAGGCGCAGAGCCGCGCCGGCGCCGGCGUCCGCAUGAUCUCCUCGGAGGAGCUCCGCGCGCACGCGUCGAGGGACGACCUGUGGAUCUCCAUCUCCGGGGACGUGUACGACGUCACGGCGUGGGUGCCCCACCACCCGGGCGGCGACAUCCCGCUCCUGACGCUGGCGGGGCAGGACGCCACCGACGCGUUCGCCGCCUACCACCCGCCGUCGGCGCGCCCGCUCCUGGGGAGGUUCCUCGUGGGCCGGCUCGAGGACUACACGGUCUCGCCGGCGUCCGCCGACUUCCGCCGCCUCCUCGCGCAGCUCUCCUCCGCGGGGCUGUUCGAGCGGGUGGGGCCCACCCCGAAGGUGCAGGUCGCCGGGAUGCUGCUCCUCCUCUGCGCCGCGCUCUACUGCGUCCUCGCCUGCGCGAGCGCGUGGGCGCACCUCCUCGCCGGCGGGCUCAUCGGGUUCAUCUGGAUCCAGUCCGGGUGGAUGGGGCACGACUCGGGGCACCACCGGAUCACGGGGCACGCCGCGCUCGACCGCCUCCUCCAGGUGCUCUCCGGCAACUGCCUCACCGGCCUCAGCAUCGCGUGGUGGAAGUGCAACCACAACACCCACCACAUUGCCUGCAACAGCCUCGACCACGACCCGGACCUCCAGCACAUGCCGCUCUUCGCCGUCUCCUCCAAGCUGUUCGGCCUCUGGUCCUACUUCUACCAGCGCACCCUGGUGUUCGACGCCGCGUCCAAGUUCUUGAUCAGCUACCAGCACUGGACAUUCUACCCGGUCAUGUGCUUCGCCAGGAUAAACCUCCUUAUUCAGUCGGCCGUCUUCUUGCUGUCGAGCAGGAAGGUGCCACAGAGGGGGCUGGAGAUCGCGGGCGUCGCCGCGUUCUGGGUUUGGUACCCAAUGGUGGUGUCCUGCUUGCCCAAUUGGUGGGAGAGGGUGGCGUUCGUGGUCGCGAGCUUCGUGAUUACCGGGAUUCAGCAUGUUCAGUUCUGCCUGAACCACUUCUCCUCGGAGGUGUAUGUCGGGCCGCCAAAGGGGAAUGACUGGUUCGAGAAGCAGACGGCGGGCACGCUCGACAUUCAGUGCUCGCCAUGGAUGGAUUGGUUCCACGGUGGCCUGCAGUUCCAAAUCGAGCACCAUCUGUUUCCUCGCCUCCCGCGGUGCCACCUUAGGAAGGUUUCGCCAUUUGUUCGUGACCUUUGCAAGAAGCAUGGGCUGCCUUAUGCCGCCGCCUCGUUCUGGCAGGCUAAUGUGUUGACAUGGAAGACAUUGAGGGCUGCUGCAUUGCAGGCCAGGAAAGCCACUAGUGGUGCUGCGCCAAAGAAUUUGGUUUGGGAAGCUGUGAACACUCAUGGAUGAAUUGGAGCCUGAGGCAACUGCUUGUGUGCAUGCAAUCACCUCAAUGCUUCUUAAUUGUGUAGGGAGAUUGAUCUUUUUACCUUUACCCGUUGGAGUUGGAUCGGAUUUUUCGUGUUGGCAAGUGUCUUGUCUUUGCAGCUGAAGAGUGGGUUUAUGCUUCAAUUGUCUACCUGUUCUUCAUGUAUUAGAUUGUCCGAUUCUUCGCAUUAUCACGAUUGUGGAUGGUUGAAGUUGAUGAAAUUGUAAGCUUAAUAAAUGGUUGGUAAUGUUUUCUGGUACUCCUGUAUUUUUUUUUCUAUUGCUAGAGCUGAUUGGAUUUGCUAAUCGGGAACCUCCUAUCUAUUGGAAUGAUUAUUAAUAUUAAAUCAUUCUAGUGCAUAUUUAUGCACUACAUGCUCCAA
Messenger RNA from Oryza sativa Japonica Group (Japanese rice), 1958 nucleotides. Its product is annotated as delta(8)-fatty-acid desaturase 2. Gene Ontology annotation, molecular function: oxidoreductase activity, acting on paired donors, with oxidation of a pair of donors resulting in the reduction of molecular oxygen to two molecules of water. Gene Ontology annotation, cellular component: membrane. Gene Ontology annotation, biological process: lipid metabolic process. Lineage: Eukaryota; Viridiplantae; Streptophyta; Magnoliopsida; Poales; Poaceae. The record is from RefSeq and is a predicted model, not a curated record.